AUAUUUAUGAAAAUAAGUAGAAUAUCCAUUGGAGCACAAUUUAAAAAAUGUAUAAUUCCCCUCUACUAUUAAUAGCGUAUCCAUGACAACAAUCGUAAACAUGACACACAAACAGACCAGGUGAUUGCGCUCUGGCACAAAUGUAUACAAAAAUAUAAAAUAAAGCAUAACAUAAUAUAUUCAGUUAUAAGUAACUACUCUGAUGUGAUUUGUAAUAUUAUAUUGUUCAUAUUGUAAUUUAUAUAAAUAAUUAAUAAAAGUUAAAAUGGUGCAAAUGGAUUGGGAUAGGAUUCGCGGUGUCAAAGCGGUUUCGCUGACAGACGAUGAAAUAGAAGAUUUAUUCCCGAUGGUAAUUGGAUGUGAUACCGAACAAGUUGAUAAUAUUCAUAAUCUACGAGCUCUUAUUAAAUUGUCACAAGAAAUGUUGCAGUAUAAAGAUAAUCAAGUGGAAUCAUUAGUAUUAGAAUGUGAUGAAUUAAAGACUAAAAUAUCAAACAACUUAACUCCUAAGAAGAGUAAAAAAAACAAUGUCAUAGACAAUAGUGUCACUCAGAUAAGUGAUUUUAAUUCGAAUAAUUAUGAAGAAAUAUUGAGGACCAAAAAUGAGAAAAUUAAGACACUUAUGAAUGAACUGGAGGAAUUUGAAAAAGAAAACGAGGAACUAAAGGAGAAAUUGGGGAAUUUAAAAGAAGAAAUGGAGGACGCGAUUGAAAGCAUGAACGAAAUGACGGAGGAACUCAAUAACCAAAAUGGAAAAUUGCUACUUUUGAAAGAAGAAGCUUUUAAUUUGAAACAAGAAAAAGCAGCAUUAUUUAACCAGAUCGAAGAAAUGACAUCUGCGCAACUCGAACGUGACAAAGUGAUUGACGAAUUUGGGGCAGCGAUAGACGAGCGCGUUUCCGAGUGGAAGGGGAUUUUGGACAGCAAAGACGCAGAAAUUUUCAAAUUAAAGGAGCAAUUGUCCCAGUCAUUGAUCAAUCCGAGUACCAGCAGGAAUGUAACAGCGGAGAUCGUGUAUUUGAACGAAGAAAUAGACAAGCGAGAUAAGAUUAUCGAGGAACUGAAAUUCAAAUUAGGCGAAGCUGCUGCGGAAAUCAAUGACAGUGCAGCUGUGAUUGAGAAGUUAAACGGGGAUUUGAAGAAAAUGGAGAAAAGUGGUAAGAGGAAAGAGCAGAGAGAUUUGCUGAAGAAAAUUCAAGAUGCCAAUGUGAAGAUUUCAAUUCUAAAUUCUUCGUUGGCUGAAAGUGAGAAUAAUUUGAUGGCAAAAAGCCAGCAGCUGUGUGAAGUUUUGGACUCGUUGAAAAAGUACCAGAACAAAAACCAAGGACUCACGGAAAUUAUCAACGAAGUCAAGGAGCUGAAGAAGCAAUUGACAGCUAAAACUAAUCACAUUCAGGAUUUGGUUAAUGUUGUUAAUAAACUAGAGACUUUGAAUUCACAACAGGAGAUUCAAAUUAUUGCAUUAAGAGAAAAAUUGGAAAUGUCCGAUAAUGAAGAAAUUUGUGUCGAAGCGGUCGAAUCGAGAUACCAAGAAGAAGCGCGAGUUAAAAAUGAAUUAUUAAAACGCGCUGAGAUGCUUGAACAAGAAAACUUAGAUUUGAAAUCUGAUAUUCGAGCGUUAAAAUAUAAGUUAAGUAAAUUUAGUGAUAAGCCGAUAAUAAGUAGCCGUGAUUCGCCAGAUAAGAAGCAAAGUCAGGACAAUACUUCGACAAUAAACUGGACCGAUGAAGGGUUCAUCUCUCUGAGGCGUAAAUCCGAGUACGAUGAGGUUCAAGAAAACAUGAGGAUUAUUGUUGAAGAGAACGAGGCUCUUAGAAAGGGGAUGCAUGAAAUACUAGACAGCAUUCACGAUCAAGACGGCAAAAGCUCUAUUGAAAUCCAAUCGGACAUUUUGGAACGGCUGCUCGAGGCACUAGAUGUCAGGCAUUUGGCUGGGUGGUAUCAUCCUGCAAUGAGGCUGCAAGAGCGCCUGAAUGUCAUUCAGGGAAGCAACAAUGAGUUGAGGUCACAAUUGAAGCAAUUGAGAAAAGAGAUCCAGAAAAAAGACAAUAUCUUAAAAAAAGUAGCCUUAAAGCAUGACAACCAGAACAGUGUCACAAAUUCCGAAGAAUCUGAGACUGAAGAAGCCAAAGUGUACGCGUUGGAGAUGGAAAAGAUCCAAACGCGCUAUGAAAAUGAUUUCGACGAAUGGCUAAAAGAAAAAGAAACUCUCACCCAGCAAAUUAGUAAUCUGACGGAACUGAAAGAAAAGCUCGAAACCCAAUUAAAGAUUUACGAAAACGAUUUAAAAGUCUUCGGAUCUAGCGAGGAUGAAAUAAAGCAGGCUUUCGCGAUACGCACCAAAGAGUUCACAGAAUUGAUGACGUCUCAAAAAAUAACUUCCAGAAAAAUUAAGCUUCUGGAGUCUUUGCUAAACGACGAGCUGCAGAAAAUGUAUUUUUUUAAGAAGGAGGCGAUUGCCAGCGAGAGCGCUUACAAAAAAACCAUCGCUGAUUUGGAGAAAAGCGCAAAAUUACUAGAACAAAAGGUGACCAAAUUAGAGAAAAAUUUCGCGAAUACGGUCAGCCGUGACGACUUCAAUGAAUUGAAUAAAAAGUACAACCAGCUGCACUUGCGCUAUCGAGUGUUGUACGAAGUUCAGCUGAGCGUGAAUGAGAAAGAUUUUAAGGGUGUUGAAAAAAUCAAUGCCGAGUUGCAGGAACAGCUGGCUAAUGUUCAGACUUUGCUUGCGGAAAAAAUAAAAUCAUACUGCGAGUGUGAAAGCAAAAUUAGUGAUAAAAAUCCAUUUGAAAUGAAGGAAGAAAUUUUAAAGCUAAGAAAUGAAAAUAACAAUUUGAUGAAGAGUUUGGAGAUUUCUAGAGACGAAGCGCAGAAGCAUUAUUUAACGAAUUCAUUGAAAAUAUUCGAAGUUGAUAAUCUGAGGCAUCAGAUAGUCGACUUGCAGGCAGUCAGUGAAGACAAGGAGACGAUUGCUAGGUUAGGAUUUGAACUUAACACUUGCAAGGCCGUGGAAAUGGAAACUAACAUCUACAAAGCUCAAUUGGAGAACGAAGUUGCGCGAGCUAAGAAGGAUUUGGAAAUUUCCGAGGAGAAGUAUUCUGAGAUUCAGUCGCAGUUGGAGGAGCAUCGGAAUUAUUGUGAUAAAAAGUCCAGAAAUUAUGAAUUGAUUAUUGAGUUUUUGAGGAAUCAGUACUCAGGAUCAACUUCUGCGACUUCACUGCUAAGGUACGAAGAUCUGAUGGCUGAUUUGAAAAGAAAUAGAGCUGAGGUUGAAAGACAGCUCAAGGAGGCUAAAGAGACUCUUGAAAAAGCCAAAAUACAGCAGGAAACUUUGACCAAUAGGCUUGAAAUUGUGGAGCGGCUAAAGGAUAUUUUGGAACAGCAGAUCGGGAGCGCGAAUGUUGAAGAUGUUAUCAAGACAUUUUCAGAUAAUUCGCAGAGCACUUUGAAUGAAUACAGAUACAAAAGAAAAAUUUAUCAGCUGGAAAAUGAGCUGCAAGUGCAAAUCAACAAGUUGAGCGAGUAUGAAGGUAUUAUAGUAGAAAUGGAGAUUGAAAUGGUUAGCAAUCAAAAGGCUUGGAAGAAUUUUGACAAUCUUGGAAUAAAAAGUCCUCGGAAGAAUCUUGAAAAGUUUACUGAGAAAAAGAGCGAAAAAUUCCCGAUUAAGUCGUUGGUCGAAAAAUCUCAGACGGAAAAAAAUGAAAAAGUUAUGGAGAAGAAAUCGAUUUCAACUCAAAUUGAUGUUUGCACUAGAGUGAUUGGCGUUCAAACUGAUCUUAAUUUCAAUAUAGAGUUAAAAAAAGAAGUUGAGUUGAAUAAAACAGCAAAUGCAGAAGAAAAAGUUCCAGAGUUUUUAGAAAAUCAACUGAAAGAAGCUUUGACUUUGGCGUCAGAUCGCUCUGCAAAGUUGAUCAGAUACGAGUCGCAGAUUACGGAGUACCAGGCAAAAAUUGAUGCUCUGAAUCGCUCGUUAGAAGACAAAGACCGUGAGUUAAUAGAACAAAAACGUGUUAUUGCUAGAAAAUCUUCAGAAAAUAUUGAAAAUGAAGAAGCUACGGAGAAAGUGACUCUUAAAUCGACAACCAAUAGCUUACAGAAGAUAAUCAGCCAGAAGGAAGAAACGAUUCUGCGGUAUCAGAAUCUUCUUAAAGAAGAACGGGAUGAGUAUAACAAAGCUACUGCUCGACUACAGGAACAAAUCAAUAAGUUAAACUUGCAAAUAGAUGGGAUGAAAAACGAGCAAGAUAAAAUGGAUCAAUCAGACUUGAUAAAUGAUUUGAAAGACACUAAACCGAAAUUUGAUAUUGAUUCAGAAGAUAAAAUAGUUCGUUUUACCGAACAGGUUUCAAAUUUGCAAGCGGACCUGGAGAUUGCCAGUCAAUUGAAUGAAAGAUGGCGAAGAUUAGCAGAAGAAAGACUCGAGCAUGUAGAUGAGAUUCGCAACAAGCUAGAAUUGCAACAUAAGAAUGAAUUAGAUAGUUAUCGUCGUGAAAUAGACAAAUGGCAAUUGGAAACUAGCGCUUUGCGUCAACAGUUGUCGGAUAAUAGGAUCAAAUUGACCAAAGGAAAUAUCACGCUGACAAAAGAGCUCCAGGAACGAGAUAACAAGAUAGAAGAGCUGACGGUGGCUUAUCAGCAGCUUCAAAGCGAAUUCGAAAUGAUUGAAUUUGUGCAUCAUCAAACUCCAUCAUCGCAGCAGUCUAAUAAAUUCAAUAAUGAUUCAAAUGUGAAUCAAGGUUAUGAUCGCACAGAAUUGAAUCGCAGUGGUGAAAAUCCUCAGAGCCAGGGCCAUUCUGAGUUAGAUUUGUUGAAAAAGCAGCACAAGUCUUUUGCGGAGAAAGAGAAGAUGUACAAGGAACAGAUUAUUGAUUUGAAGCAGCAGUUGAGUCGCAGAUACAUGGCUGAGAAAAGUGAAGAAAGAAAAACGUCGAUGCGAGAGGCGCAGUUGGAGAAAAAGCUGAAGUCGAUGGAGGAAGAGUUAAACAAAGCGAGAAUUCAGCUCGAUAGAGAAUACAGGUUCCAGGAAAAUAAGAGGAUUAAAACUGCUGAAGAGCUUUCUUUGUGGGAAAAGCAAAAAAAGUGGCAAGGGUUGUCAGAAAAACUGAAGCGAGAGUUGAAGGACAAGGAGGCGGAGAUUAAGAAGCUUAAUGUUAACUAUGAGAAGUUGAGGUCGAUUGUUUCCUGCAUGGAACGUGAAAAGUGGUUCCUGAGGAGUAAAAUAAAGGCAGAAGACUGCGGAACUGCAAGACCUGAUUUUAACCUGAGGGUCAUUGAAGAUCUUCAGAGAGAGUGCCAAACUUUGAGGGACAGAAUUAAGGAAUUGACUGAUAGGUUAGAAGCUGAAGACUGCCAAAGGCUGGCUGCGCUGCUUGAACAGCAGAAAAGGAGGAUCGCUGCUUUGGAAAUAGCUGCUGAAGGUAACUUAUCGGUUGUUGAUCAAUUGGAAGCUUUGGAAGCUGCUAAGUCCGCGUUGGAAAAGAACAAUAUUAAGUUGGAAAGCGAGAACUUUGAACUGCGCAUGGAGAUUGAGAAGGUUAGUAAUGAUACUCCUAGGUUGAAGGAAAAGGUUGAGCAUUUGGAGAAGUAUGUUCAGUUGCUGAAGAUAGAGAAGUCGCCAGAUUCUUCGGCUUGUUCCUCGGAGAAAGAUCAUGAGCAGAGUUCUAAGAAGUCGGUGUUGGAAUUGGAACGUACGAUAUUUGUGCUGAAGCGAAUUAUUGAGAAACUUCAAGCGGAGAACAAGAGAUUAAGGGUUAAUUCGAAGAAUAGUAACCGAGUGGUAAAUAAUAGGGGGGUUGCGAAGACAGCGUUUAAAGGGGAUGGGAAUGGGAAUGGGAAGAGGAAGGAUGAAGAAAUGGCUGUUUUGAAGUGGCAGUAUGACGAGGCCAAGAAAAGGGUUAUUGCUUUGGAGACUGAUUUACAAUUAGCUGAGCAGAGGAUUAAAAUGUUUGAGGAUAUGCAUAAGGAAGACACUUCUGUGGAGAUUAAUAUUCUUAAGCAACAGCUUGCUCAUAAGUCGGAACUCCUGGACAAAGUUAAGCAGCUGCUUACCAGAGCUGCUAUUAAUGAGAAAGCUCUCCGGCAGCGUAUUCAUCAGAUUGAGAUGAAACAAACUUUAUCAACAAUUCCCGAGUGUCAAUUUCCUUCACCAACACAAAAUUAGCAAUAAUUAUAAUUCAAUACAAUGUUUUAAAUAUUUUGUAAAUAAAAU
Messenger RNA from Cotesia glomerata, 6208 nucleotides. It is a transcript of the gene Cep290, whose product is annotated as centrosomal protein of 290 kDa. Bases 266 to 6160 code for a protein of 1964 amino acids. The transcript is spliced from 8 exons. The record is from RefSeq and is a predicted model, not a curated record. NCBI's taxonomy places the organism in Eukaryota, Metazoa, Arthropoda, Insecta, Hymenoptera, Braconidae.